Lepus europaeus (European hare) is the source of this 869-nucleotide messenger RNA. RefSeq names its product sushi domain containing 3 (gene SUSD3). Gene Ontology annotation, cellular component: plasma membrane. Bases 1 to 552 code for a protein of 183 amino acids. Lineage: Eukaryota; Metazoa; Chordata; Mammalia; Lagomorpha; Leporidae. The transcript is spliced from 4 exons. The record is from RefSeq and is a predicted model, not a curated record.
AUGCGCGGGGCUGCCGCGACCCUCCGCGGCAGGGCCAGGCCCCGGAGGCGGGCCUGGGUCGUCAGCACCGCCGCUCCGGGGAACCGCACAGCCAUGCCGCUGCAGGAGACCCUAGGCUUCAAGGUGGCGGUGAUCGCCUCCAUCGUGAGCUGCGCCAUCAUCCUGCUCAUGUCCGUGGCCUUCCUCACCUGCUGCCUCCUGAAGUGCAUGAAGAGGAGCGAGCAGCGGCGCUCGGACAGGACGGCCCAGCUGUGGCACCAGCUGAGAGGCGAGGACCUGGAGACGGUGCAGGCCGCCUAUCUCGGCCUCAAGGGCCUCAACUUCAACAACAGCAGCAGCGGCCCCGGGAGCCGGCGCGCUCAGGCGCACGACAACCACAGCUUCACCACAGAGCUCGAGGGCAUCAGAGACCUGGACGGAGUGACCUGCAGCAUGGAUAAGGGCCCCUGGAGCCCCUCCAGCAGCCCCCACACCUGCGUGAUGGUGCACACAGAAAACCCGGGGCAGACCCUCCCCGCGCCUGGGCCAACCACAGCGCACUUCCCGGGAUGACCACAGUGCCAAGGCCAGCGUCACCAUCCACGCCGGGAGAGCCAGGCCACCCAGCUGAUCACCUGCAGCUCAACACGUGUCCGGAAAUCAGCCUUGGGUUGCCCAGAUGCUGAGGGCGGGGGACCCAGUGGGGCGGGCUCUGUCCUGAGGCUGCCCGGCUACGGCGAUUUUACAGUGACUCGUUUUCAAAGCACGUUGGGGUUAGCACAGAGGCGCCAUCUCCCUCCAACCAGGGUUCCUUUAAAGAGGCUGGGAGACGUCUUGAGCAGAUCUAGUUUUACACAGUAGACUAAGAAAAGAGCAAUAAACUUCCUUUC